UUGUUUGUUACAGCGAACACCAGCUGCUCUCCGCGCCGGGCGCCGUGCGCCGCCGCUCCGCCAGCGCUGCCGCCCUCGCCCGCCGCCCGCAGCCCGCCGCCCGUGGCCCCUCGCGGCUUGGCGGGCCUCUCCUUUGUCCGCCCGGCCCGACUGCGCCGAGCUCCCGGUCCCCGGGGCGGUUGCCCGCGGCGCUCGGUGCCGGCUGGGCGCGCAGGGGGCGGGGGCCGCGGCUCGCCCCUCGCGGAUGAGCCGCCGCGGAGCGCGGGCGGACGAUGGAACUCCACAUCCUAGAGCACCGGCUGCAAGUUGCCAGCGUCGCCAAGGAGAGUAUCCCGCUCUUCACCUACGGCCUGAUCAAACUUGCUUUCCUGUCCUCCAAGACCAGGUGCAAAUUCUUCAGUCUGACUGAGACACCGGAGGACUACACCAUCAUCGUGGAUGAGGAGGGCUUUCUGGAGCUGCCCUCCUCGGAGCAUCUGAGUGUGGCAGACGCCACCUGGCUGGCCCUCAAUGUAGUGUCAGGCGGCGGCAGCUUUUCCAGCUCCCAGCCCAUCGGGGUGACCAAAAUCGCCAAGUCGGUCAUCGCCCCGCUGGCCGACCAGAACAUCUCCGUGUUCAUGCUGUCCACCUACCAGACGGACUUCAUCCUGGUGCGUGAGCGGGACCUGCCCUUUGUCACCCACACCUUGUCUUCUGAGUUCACCAUUCUGCGGGUCGUCAACGGUGAGACGGUGGCAGCGGAGAACCUUGGCAUCACCAAUGGCUUUGUGAAGCCCAAGAUGGUCCAGAGGCCUGUCAUCCACCCGCUGUCCAGCCCUAGCAACAGGUUCUGUGUCACCAGCCUGGACCCCGACACGCUGCCCGCUGUCGCCACACUCCUCAUGGACGUCAUGUUCUACUCCAACGGCGUGAAGGACCCAAUGGCUGCCAGCGAUGACUGUGGCCACAUCCGCUUCUUCUCCUUCUCCCUCAUUGAGGGCUACAUCUCCCUGGUGAUGGACGUGCAGACCCAGCAGAGGUUCCCUAGUAAUCUGUUGUUCACGAGCGCAUCCGGAGAGCUCUGGAAGAUGGUGCGGAUUGGAGGACAGCCCCUGGGAUUUGAUGAGUGUGGCAUUGUGGCCCAGAUCUCGGAGCCCUUGGCUGCUGCGGACAUCCCCGCCUACUACAUCAGUACUUUCAAGUUCGACCACGCACUGGUACCAGAAGAAAACAUCAACGGCGUCAUCGGCGCCCUGAAAGUCAGCCAAGCAGAGAAGCAUUAGGAGGGGGUCUCUCCCCUCCCCGUCCACGCCCCAGCCCUGGGCCCAGCCCCACCUGAAGACUCUUCUUGCAGUAUUUCUCCAGACUGGAACACCAUCCCCAGGUCCCCCGAAGAAAGGGCCUCAGAGACAUCCCCAUUUGCUGACCUUACCAGGCCUGGAACCCAAGCCGGGACCUCCCCUGCCCUCCGGCCUUCCCAGAGCCCCCAGGCCCUCCAGAGAAUACCCCCUCCCCCUCCUCCCCCAACCCCCACUCCAGAAAAUGAUGCCUGAGGCCCAGGGAGCGUGUGAGCUGACCCACCUCCUCACCUGGCUUCGCCCACAGCUGGGAGCAGACACUGAAGUAAGCUGGCACCUCCUGCAAGACACCGGGGUCCCGAUUCACAUGUCUUUUUGGGGAGCAGGCCCAGUGGGGCUGAGUUCGUGCAGCCUGGGGCAGCCCCCGUGAGGGCGGGGAGUGGAUGCUAUGGUUGCUGGUCUCGGGUCCCAUCGGCUCAGGCUGGUUCUCGGAGUGGAGGCCAGUGGGCGGCCCUCGGGACACGCGUAGGUGAGGCUCCAGCGGGGCUCGGGUGGGGCGCCAAGCUGGGGGCGCCUGGAGCCGCCUGGGAGUUCCCCUGCCACAUACAGGGGGCCCGUGCCCCAACUCCCAGCAAGACUGCCAGCGGGGCCCCGUCCAGACCCUCCUGCCGCAAGCUCCCUCCUGGGAGACGCCCCAGGAGCUCCCCCUGGGUUCCCUGCGCCCGACUCAGGCAGCGGAGCCUCGGUUUCCCCCAGGCGAGGGCGCUGCCGGCCCCCUGGGCCUGAGGUUUCUUAGGCUGCCCCCUCCCUAACAGUUGACCGGGCCAGCACAGGGCUCCCCUGUCCUCCUGCCCCUCCUUCACCCCACUUCGGGGGACAUGCAAGGCCUCUGCCCCCAACUCCCUUGCCCGCCUGCCCCUCCGUCUGGGGCCUGUGGCACUCAUCAGUACUUGAUCUGGGAGGCAGCUUAUCUGAGCCUUAAUAGAGAAAACCGUACUUUGUUUAGUUUUUUAUUUAACAUAUUUGCGCCCAGGCUGAGGCUGGCAGCCAUUUCGGGAAACGGGGCCUGCCUGCCGAGUUUUGUCCGGCCCAGAGGCCCGGGGUCACUCAGCUGGCGCCCUGUGGCUCCGAGGACAAGCGCGAGGACUGGGGCCUUGGCUCCUCUUCGGAGUGGGACGCUGGGAGCAGAGGGCUGUUGGUAGACGGGCCCCAGGGCGCCUCGUGCAGGGCUGCCCAGCCAGGCCUAAUGACAGGUACCCAGGCAGCCGGGAUUCCGAGCGUCAGAGGGGACCUGAGGGCCGUGGGGAGGUGGACGGCCAGGUGGCACGUCAGCCGAGGCAGCUGGUCCCCCUGGAGGCUAUUCAGGGAGAAGGGGGUCAGGCCUGUGCCUCCUCCCCAGCCGGGGGUGCUUUCGGAGCACACAGGGCCCGCCAAGGCCCUGCUCUUCCUGGGCCCGCUCCAGGCGUCAGCUGACACGAGUCCGUCCCCCACCCCCCCGCCCCCCG
This is a messenger RNA of Phyllostomus hastatus (greater spear-nosed bat), 2782 nucleotides long. RefSeq names its product cytosolic arginine sensor for mTORC1 subunit 2 (gene CASTOR2). Lineage: Eukaryota; Metazoa; Chordata; Mammalia; Chiroptera; Phyllostomidae. The coding region runs from base 273 to 1262 and encodes 329 amino acids. Gene Ontology annotation, biological process: cellular response to L-arginine; negative regulation of TORC1 signaling. Gene Ontology annotation, cellular component: cytosol. The transcript has 9 exons. The record is from RefSeq and is a predicted model, not a curated record.